GCUGCCGGGCAUUUCGCCCCCUCGCCCUCCGGCUCUGCUUUUGUCCUUUCCCCGCCGGCCAGCGCAGCCCCCCCAGACACUGAGGCCGCAGCGGAGCCCCCCGGCCGCGGGGCGCCCGGCUGCUGCCCUGUUCUUUCCCACCCCGUCCCCGCCUGCCAAGGAAAGGCACAUGUUAAUACCACCCGGCGCGGUCAUUUUCUGCUACUGCUGCUGCGGGCUCCUCCGUCCGAGACAGAUGUUGCGAAACCAAGGCCUCCUCAAGUGCCGCUGCCGCAUGCUCUUCAAUGACCUGAAGGUCUUCCUGCUGCGGAGACCCCCCGCGCCGCCGCCGCCCUCCCCGCCGCCGCCGCUCCCCAUGCCCGGCGGCGCAGAGGCGGCGGCGGGCGGCCCGGCGGGGGCUGCACCGCCCGGGGGGCGCGGGCCCGGCUGGCGGGCGGCGGCGGCGGCGGGCGGCGGCGGAGCGGGCAGCCCGGCCGCCGAGGAGUGGGGCAGCCCCGCCGGGGAGCCGCCCGCCUCCCUGCCCAGCAGCACCUCCUCGGAUGACUUCGGCAAGGGCAAGGCCGAGGACCGCUAUUCGCUGGGCAGCAGCGUCGACAGCGGCAUCCGUACCCCGCUCUGCAGGAUCUGCUUCCAGGGGCCCGAGCAGGGGGAGUUGCUGAGCCCGUGUCGAUGUGAUGGAUCAGUGAAGUGCACACACCAGCCAUGUCUGAUCAAAUGGAUUAGCGAGAGAGGCUGCUGGAGCUGUGAGCUGUGUUACUACAAGUAUCACGUCAUUGCCAUAAGCACAAAGAACCCUCUGCAGGUAAAGUGGCAGGCCAUCUCUCUGACAGUCAUUGAGAAGGUUCAGAUAGCAGCGGCCAUCCUGGGUUCCCUCUUUCUCAUCGCCAGUAUCUCGUGGCUCAUCUGGUCGACCUUCAGUCCUUCGGCCAAAUGGCAACGCCAGGACCUGCUCUUCCAGAUCUGCUAUGGAAUGUACGGCUUCAUGGACAUUGUCUGUAUAGGUCUAAUAAUACACGAAGGGCCCUCGGUUUACCGGAUUUUUAAACGGUGGCAGGCGGUCAAUCAGCAGUGGAAAGUGCUGAACUAUGACAAAACAAAGGACAUGGAGGAACAAAAAACAGGGACCAGGACAAAUCAGCGCCCCUCCUCCCAAACCACCCACUCGUCCUCCACUGGUGGUACAGCCACUAACUCCGCGCCAGCCGACAGCGGGGCACGGGCUGCCGGCCAUGCCACAGGCACCCUCUCUGACCACCACUGUGCUUACACCAUCCUGCAUAUACUCAGCCACCUGAGGCCUCACGAACAGCGGAGUCAGUCUAGUAGUAACAGAGAGCUCGUCAUGAGGGUCACGACGGUCUGAGCCGAGGAAUUCAGGAGGCCUUAACACGAAGCGGAGGAGACAAAGAACUCAUAAAGCAGAGGAGCAUGGUGUGCCUUUUUCUUUCUCUUUCCUUUUCUUUUCUUUUUUUUUUUUUUCUUUCCUCCUCUCCUUUUCUUUUUUGGUAACUGCACAAAAUAUAAGAGGCGGCACCUGGCCAGCUGAGGGAAAAAGCAGGUGGAGGGAGAGCUGCACACUCAUGCUAAAGAGGUUAAUAUUUUCCAGCCUGUUUAAAAAAAAAAAAACAACAAAAAAACAAAAAACACACAAAAAAAAGAGAAAAAAACCCAACAACACAAAUCACAAAAAAACCCAACAAAACAAGUGCAAUACAGACUACAAACUGAGUAGGCAGAGUUCUGGGGAAGCAGAGGAACAGACGGUUUAGCAUGUCUUACAAAUCCUAUUACCUGGAAUCGGUAACCCUCUGUACACACAACUUGUAAACACACGCACGCACACACAAACACACAGUGUGAGAUUUUAAAAACAAGGAAGGGAACGAAAUAUUUGGAGUAUUUUUAUUUUCCAGACUGUGAUUAACCAGGGCUGUGAGUUGUUUUAUUUCAUGAGUCACUCUGGAGCCUUGUUCAAUUUAUCGUAGGAUACCUGAAGUGAAAUGGCUGGGGAUUUUUCAGUAUUGAUUUACAGAAAGAGAGAUUGAAUCAUCCCACCAAGAUAAUCUAACAAAUCCAGACAUACCCAAAUUCCACCAAAAAUACUGGGUUUUUUUCUUAGUGUUUCUGACAAGGGAUUUGUGAGGGUGGAAUUGGGAGGGGGGAGGGCGCUCCGUGACCUUUAUUUGACAUAUAGGCAUUUUUGGCAAAUUUUGUACAAACUCUCCACAGGUGUUUCAAGCACAAGUACUGGUGUGAUUUAUGCCUUCAUAACCCCAAAUCCAGCAUCCAGAUCUUGCCACUCACAUCAUUUUCCAUGCAGACGUUCCAGGUUGAUUUCCUUCCCUUUGAUCACAAGAAGCUGACCCGUCUCAGUGGGUUUCUGCUUCCUUUCUGAUUCAGACAGUCAUGCAUUAGAGGUGUAAAUCUUUUUUAUUUCCAACCCACCCCCCCCACCCCCCGUAUCCCUGCUGCUCAGUUUGCAACAGUCUCACUCAGUCUUGUAGGCUGAGCCUUUCACAUCCAGUCUGUUAGUUUAUUACUAAGUCUAUACCAUUCAAUCAUUCAAGAGAGAGUCUGAAGAGGGAGCACAGUUGCUGAUCGAAUAUGUAACACUUCUAAUAGGUCUCCUUCUCUGGGAUAUAUCCUCGAAGGUACCGGUUGCUCUUCAGGAACAUUCUCUUUCAAUGCACAAUGGCUGAAUCAUUUGUGGAUAUUAAAGGGACACUGUCAAGUACUUUUUAAAUAGUUUUUAGGGUUUGGGCUUUUUUUACUCUCCAUUGUUUGUAAUAUUCUCUUACAAGCUUGAAAAUAAAAUUUCUUUCCCUACCGAUUUUGUCCUUUUCCAUUUGGGCACGUAUUGUUCUCUCCACUCACCCCAUUCCCUUCACCACCCCAUUCCGCCUCCUCCCCACCUUUCUUCUGCAACUGGAGGAAAUCCACGUUACCGAUUUCCUGCUGACUGUCCUCGCUCUGCGGAGGGUAUGUCCCAGCUCUGCGGGGUCGAGCUGUUUUGCCAGUACAACAGCCACAAAGAAAGUUAAGAGCCGAGCCCUAAAAAUAUAGAGAUUAGCUAAUUGAGGAGCAACAGCUCAGUGAUCCCAAAACACUGAACCCACAGUGAUCAAGCCUGAACCCAGCUCCCCGCAUAAUUUAGGACUUCAGCCAAACUGCAUCCAUUUAGCAGCAGUGCUGAGCAGCGUUGCACAAUGGCUGUGUCCAACUGCCCUCCGGCGUCCUACCAGCACCUCUCACAGCUUCUGUUGGAGUCAGGGCAAAAGACAAGCCACCAGCUCCUUUGGCAGCUAUGUUGUCGUGGGCCAGGUGUUUCUGGACCAGAGAAGGUGUCAAACUUCAACCUCCGGGUUUGAACCAGCCAUUCCGCAAUGCUGAAGAUGGAGGUUAGCACCUCAAGGCAGGUUGUAUUUUUCACCUUGAUUACUUGACAGUGUCCCUUUGAAUAUCAGAAUGCAACAGAACAGGUACUUCUCUGGCAGAGAAUGUGGGAGGUGAAACACCGGCCAAGAACGCUGACUUACUGAGGACCCGUAUGAAACGGCAUGGUUUCUGAGGCCACUGCACCUUUAUCUGACCAAUCUUAUUAGCUACCAAAGAUUGCUUUUGGCAGAGGCAAGGAAGCAAUGUUGGUGGGCAGAGGGAGAGGGAAGGGGCAAUUCCAACCAUCUCUAAAAGCAGCUACCCCCAGAAUGAAGGUGCUGCAACGAACGGUCUCUGGAAGAACCGCUUCUGAUCCACAGUAGAGAGAAACCUGGCCAAAUCAAGCAAACACAGCAGCCUCUCGCCCCCUACCUGUCCUGGAAGCUGUCCUCAUUCCAAGAGAUGAGUAAUUACGGUGGUUUUGGGAAGGGGGAAGCAUACCCAGAUGAAGGGACAGCUGUCAGACAUGAUGUUGUUUCCCUCCCUGCCCUCCACUCAUUUAACACGGAGAAGUCAAAUUCCUUUAAUUUGGCUAACAGCUAAAAGUUUAUGAGGUCAGAAGCACAACUUGCCAUGAAAGAGUGGUGUGAUCUAGUACUCUGAGCACACAGGACUCUGCAUACUCUCACUCCAGCUCUGCCACUGACUCUGUAGCCUUGGGCUGUUCGGCUCAGUCCCCCCUCCACACAAAGGGGGAAUAACAAUACGUACCUACCUCACAGGGGUGUUGUGAGAAUCCGCGUUGGUAAAGCCUGUCGAAGUGCUAAGUCUACCACCGGUAGUCACAAAGCAUGCGGUGGGGGUGAGCAGCGCUGCCCUUUUGCUGGUUACAGUCCGAAUCACUCAGCGGGAGUCCCAUCGGCCCUCUCCUGCUUGGAGAUCCUCCUUGAUCCGAAGCAGAGGGUGUCGUCCGAGUGCCCUCUCCUCCAUUGCAUGACAUUUUAAGCAGCUGUGAGGUGCAGGGUAGUGACAGACAUGAAGUCCUACUUGACCAGGGAUUUGCUACAACAUUUUCUAUAUCUGUGGGGUUUGUUGGUUUGGUUUUUCCAUAUAUUGUGCUUAGAAAUAAACUUUCCACUUAGGGCUGGCGGUUCGGGGUCUCUUCUGUUGCAUGGCAAUGUAUACAAGUCUUAUUGUCUGUCUUACUGUGCAAAUGAUCCCGCAGCCCAAUUUCAGAGAUGGGCAUGGUCUGAGCCUUUUCACAGCGGCAUAAGACUCAAAAGCCUGUCUAGACUGUUUAAUAUUUAAACAACACUAUGAACUUGUCAAUUGUAUGUGUUCUGUGCAAUACGAAGCAUGUCAUUAGCUGGCUUGAUGGGCAGAGGGGCUAAAGGAAGGUCAAAACUUGUUCAAAGAGCUUCAUACAUGUGCCAGCAUGGAGCCGAAGGGCUGCCACCAGCAAUGCAAACUCGGGGAAGCCAUUGGAAACUGUUUUCAGAACAGUUUACUCCAGAACAAGGUACUUCUGAGUUUAUGAAUUUCUAGGCUGCCAGCCUGAGAGAACAAGUGCAAAUUUAGUAUGGGGUUUGGGGUUUUGGAUUAUCUUUUUCUUUCUUCCCCAAAGUAUGGAUGGCAGAAAUACUGAUGAGGGUCUUUUCCUUCCAUAGCACAGUUCUCUUGUCUCCCACAACCUCCUUGUGCCAUCCCCUUUGUGCUACUAUGCAGGACUUUAAAAGGUGCAAACGGAGAUAGUAUGUUCCCGAGACAUGCAAAACACGCUGUGUAUUGGGGGAUUCUAGCAGACAGGAGAGAUGGGGCAGAGCUAUGCUACAGAAGGCAUCUCUUCUUCCCAACACCUUUCCUCUAGUCUUGUCUGCUGGGUUUCUGAAGAGAUGUUCUUGUGUUUUGUUACAAAGCAGCCAGAUCAGCUCCCACCGACAAACAAAGCCUGCAGAGUUUGGCAGCUGUUUCUCCCAGUGGAGAAAAUUCCAGGCCCUAUCACUGUGGAGAGCCCUCAGCUCUUGGGCUUUGUGGUCCUCCAAUACCAUUUGGGGGUGGUCAUUGUGGAGGACUGUGUUCAGCCAUCAUCAGAAACUGUGUGUGCGUGGUCCUGCUCAUUCUUGUGAUUUCUGCUAGUUUCCUGAUUUUCUGUCAGUUUUUACAGGUCUUUCUGGUAAUGCUCUUCUGGUUAUGCUCUUCAGAGGUGUUUUGCUCUGUGUCAGUUGCUAAUGCUAUUCUUGCCUACUGAAACAUCAGCGGUGGCCGCCAGCUCCAUAGCUUUCCCAUUCCUGCCCUCCUGUCUCUUGGUAAAUACCCACUGCUAAGUUCAGACCCCCUUCCUCUGUGCCUACAGUGGCUCAAGCACAUGCACUAACCCAAGGGUCGUCAGAGAACACAGGGACCACUCAAAGCCUGUAUCAGUAGUCAGACUCCGUAACCAUCAGUCAGUCCUCUUUGCUGUAUAUUCCCUUUGCCAGUCUCAGUGCCUGCUGUUAAUUGGUUGCCACAAGAAGUCCGCAGUGCUAGCAGAACCCACAUAGCCAGCUGGCACAUGGUUUCCGAUUUCAAACGUCAGAAGUGAUGGACUGUUUUUCAAGUAAAUCAGGUGUGGUCCCUGUUGUGGUUUCCCAAGCAAGGUGCUGAAGAGGUCCACAUCUUAUCUUCCCGCGACAGGCAACCCAAGGAAAGAGCAAGACAGGAGCACAGAGUUAAGACAGGCAUCAGCUGUCCACCAUGUUUGUACCCAGGGAGAAAGGAAAAUACUACUCCUGUCUACCACAUCCCUACCACAUCCUUCUCAAAGCCCUUGUGUCUGUCAGUAGUAAAAUGUCAGAGAUAAUGCCUGUAGAUGGCGGACAAUUCUGAAGACUUUCCAGACCAUCCCCUGCCCACGUGUGGUGAUCAACCACUCAAGCAUCUUCCCUUUGUUUUCCUUCAGAGACAAAAGAUUAUUUUGACUGAACAAAGCACUGCUACUCUGCAGCGUAGGAGGAGGCUGCACCAUUAGCACUUCGAAUCUGUGGUUCAUCCACCAGGACCCCUGCACAUCUCCUUGUGAGAACACGUGGCCAGAAGACCUAUUCCUUUCACUUACUAUUGUACAUCAGUCAUGCACCUGGAGGGAAAGAGUCAGCAGUGCAAUUGCCUUAGUGACUACAGCUGAGUAUCCCAACCUCCCCUCCACUGUCACCUCACCUGUGACUGCUCCUUGUUCCUGAGCCAACAGAUGCCUCUCCCUUCUGCCAUCCCUAGCCUCCAGCCCUGAAGAUCUGGGCAGACAGAUACAGGAUUCCUCACAGACUAGUUUUAGCGUCUUCUACAUCCUUCAUGCAUCCAGACAGGCAAAUUGAUUUCAUUGACAGACAAUGACAUAUUUAAAUCCUGAGAGAAGAAACAAGUGUAGGAGCUUAUUGCAUUGACCUUCCCCUCUUCUUCCAUGUUGAAGGAAACACAGUGAAAACAUCAGUUGGUUACCAUAUGACAGCAACGAGCUGAUGGCUCUAGAAAUAUCUCCCUCAAUAAUGCAAGUCUGACAUGCUGCAGUUACUGAAGGCAGUCUUUGAUCUCACAUCUAUCAUGCUGGAUACAAGGCGAACAGAAUCUGGCACUUCUGUGCUGUUUACACAAACAUCAAAAACUACCUUAGUUCAUUAUUUAAAUUACCUCCAGGUCAGUGGGUGAAUUUCUCCUUUGAUGAAAGAAUGAUGUUUUUCUGUCCCAGAACUGGAAUUGCAAGGCAAAAUAUUGUACACAUAUACAUAUAUAUUUAUAAAUGUUAUCCUGAAAAUAUAAAGAAAAGAAAAAACUCAAACAAACCACAAAGAAUACUUAACUAUAUUGAAUAAGUCUUGACAGGAGCUUAGGAUUUGCCAUGUGGAAAGUAUGACAUGUGAUUUAACUUCAGGCAAACAGAAGACAGAAGUGGGACAUGCUUUUGUGUGACCUCUGGCCUUUCUCUGGCUCAUGCUCAUUAUUGUAGAGCAUUUAAUUAAUGCAAAACUAUAUGGAAAAUAGAUGAUGAGCUCCAGCAGCAGGAAACAGACUGAAGACCCCUCAAACUUAUCUGAACCAUAGUCAAACAAGCACAAUGAUGCAAAAGCACAAACACCUGCCAUUACACCUGUUUGAGAAGAGAGGUAUUUCUGAACAGGGACAAGGACUCAGACAGAAAUUCUUUUCCAAGCCACACUAACAGUAUUUUUCCCAGCUUGUUUACAUCCUCUUAUUAACCCUUUUUUCCGAGUGGAGAAGAAAGGAGAAGAGAGGAGAAGAGAGGAGAAGGAUUCUGAUACCCAGGACUUAAACAAUAAAAUAACAGUAGAGAAGAGGUACUAAGGGCAGAUGAUCCUUUAUAUGUUAUGUUAUGCAUCAAGAUGUGCUUUACCAAACAGAAUUAGGACAUCACAUUCAGUUCCCUGCUUGCUCAAAGAAAGUCUGAGUGAUUGAGUUUGCUCAUAACCAAGGAGCCUUCCUAGCGUGUAGCUUUCUACAGGGGACCACAGCUUCCCUCUGGAUGAGAGAACGUUUUGUCUCCAGUUGCAUCCCACUAUGGCAGAGUAACAACCUGUUGUUAGCCAGUCACUGAUGGGCAGUGGGAACAUCUAUCAGCUUAUAUGAGUUUUGAUAUCGAUAAUCACAAGAACUGCACAGGCCCAGCGUGCCCCUGCAAGUGGCCUGUCUCAUCCUUUCACAGUUCAAGUUGCUGACAGAGCUACUCUGCUCUUUGCUCUUCAUUACAAGGCAACUUUCCUUUAAAAUCCAGCCUGCCACACUUCUCUGGGAGUUUUUCCUCUGCACAUUACAGAGGUUCAGUUUAGUCCUUUUUCCUAGAAGGACGAACAGAUUUCUACCUAACCCACCUGAUCUUCUUUCUCAGCUAGAGAGACAAAAAAUGAUGUUCUCUGCACAGCUGAUCCCAGUACCUAUGUUCUUAUGAGAUUAUAUUCCCUGUCCCCUCCCACUCACUACUCCCUACCUUCACUUUCCUUUGGAAAGGGGUGAUUCAUUGCUACUAAAUGGUAGAGAUGAGAGUGUGGACAGCCCUUCUACUAGUUGCUAACAGGCACACAAACCUUCUUCCCAUCCCUCUAGACUGGUGUUGCCAGCAGAACCGUUUUCAUGGAGUUUAGCUUCUUGAUCCAGAAGAGCAAAUGCUUUCAAGCAUCUCCUUCACUGCUGUCAAGCUGUGGGAUAAUGGCAUGGGGAAUCUUUUGUUUCUUAGCCUCAGGGUAACCAGAGUGGAUGAUGUACCUGAGCCAAAAACACAGUGAGGACAAACCACUUGUAUUUUAGAUCACGGUAAAACUGCGUGAGGUCUGCCCUGUUGACAGGGGAGCAAGAAUCUCUGUCAGAUUUAUAUGGUGGCAAAGCAAAAUGCCCUUGUCCCUCAUGUUUUUAGCUCAUACACGUCAGCUCUCCGUUAUAUAAAAGACCCUCUGUAGGCAAUGCAGGCCAGGCUUGGGGAGGAAAUCUUCCUCAUUCCAGAAGCACAACCAGCCCAUAGCUAUGCAUCAACCCCUUCAGGACUUUUUCUCCAGAGAGGCUGAUAGUAAACAGGGAGGUAGCUAGUGGGGAUAGCAAGAACACUUCCCUGGAUCUUCAUCCCCAGCAGGCACAGUCCCUAGUAGGCUAAUUCUGCAUCUCCUCACGAGUCCCCUUUGAAAUCACUCCCAAGGACUACAGUCUGAUCCUUCACUACUACAGGGUCUGCCCAGGAGAGGAAGCAGUGUGUCUGCAUGGAUCUCCAAGGUCUGUUGCUAGGGUCCUGAGCCAGGCCUGGAAGAAAUCACUAUGUUCACUGAGGGAUGAGAUAACUCAAUGGUGUGUCCAUGCAGAAAUACUCUCUUUGAGACUUCUACAGAGAUGUCUGGGGGGUUGGGGGGAGGGGGGUGGUUUUGUUCAGGGCAGGAAGCACGGGGAAAGGAAGGCUGCAAUGUAAGAAACAAUCAGCCACAAUGGAGGGGUUGACUAAAAGGAAUGACCAUGUCGACUGUGUUACUGUCCCAUCAUUCUCCUGAACCCAGAAUGGAAACUUCCAAGUGCUCUUCAUGAGCUUACGUUUAUUAGAAAACUAUUCCUGGGUGUUCAAGGUUGUUUUCUAAUGAAAAUAUACAUAAUAAAAAAAGCAAAUGAACGACUCUUGCUAAUCUUUUCCUCUCCUCUGUUAACUUGUAACACAUACUGUGAAACUUACCUCCUUCCUUGUUUGUUUACCGCCAUUCCUGGUCAAUAAAAAUCUCUUUCUUUCUGGUCAUGAUCCACACAGGGCCUUAUACAGUAAGUUUUCAUCUUCUGCCUACACAUCAGAGGUCAAGACUUCACAUAAGGCAUUUGAAGAAAAUUCCAUGGCUUAGCAUAUAUAACAAAAUGUGUUAGCACUUUGACUUACCAGUUGUUUAUGGCAUUAAACAGCAAAAAUCCUUUACUGAACAUCACUAUAAGGUUCAUAAGUAGUGCCUUCCCUAUGUGCAAGAGAGAAGCUUGAGGCAACCAAGGUAAGUACAGGCAAGCAUUGAAAAAAGCUGUUAUUUUCAGAGUACCUACUCUGGUGUGCUAGGUUCUUCCCCACUGUACAGGACUGCCCUUGACAACGGACAUCUCCCAUCUAAACAGUAAUGGAGCCAGCCCUUACCCCAGGUCUUUAUCUUCUGCAAAUUGCUGUGUGAACUUCAAGACAGAGGGAAUGCUCAGAGCAAGCAUGCAGACAGACAGUGGGGACAAUGGAAGCAGUCACCCACGUCGUGGUAGGAAGGGGCUGGUAAAGAGCUAGGCUAGAUUCACAGCCCCUCUCCUGAGUGCUGAGCGCGUCAGAGCAAGCUGUACCCCAGGACAUCUUUUGAGACUGCCCUUGUUUCUGUAGUGCCUACUGAAUGCCUAGAGCAUCACUUUUCAAAGCGAUGUGCCUAGAAGUCCAGUGCAACCAGCUGCACAGCCUCCCCAUCUCAGGAGGAAAGAAGGGGCAGUGUUUCACCAGCCAAACACAGAGCUGACAAAAGACGGUCACAAGAAGCUCUGAAAAUUCUUCUGCCAAAGGGUCACAGAACUUUCCAAUGCUUGCACAUGUGAGGAACCUGCUCUGGAGAGACAGGUGAAGUCCAUUCCUCAUCCUUCCCCUAGAAACCAAGUAAGUCUUUUCUUCUCUUUUUUUCUUUCUUUCUUUUUUUUUUUUCCUUUUUUUUUUUUAAACACAGGUCUAUUCCAGUAAAUCUAUCAAAACACCCAGAGAGACAGAGAGGGAGAAGGGAAAAAACAGGGAAAAGAAAAUGGGCAGGACAAGGAGCUGCUUGGAAAGAACAGCUGUGCUAAUCAGAAAUGAAGGACAAAAAACAAGGGGAGGGGAUAUGACAGUGGGAGCAGGGAUAGAACUGGCAGAGACGUGGUGUGAAGAGGCUGGUGGCAACUGUUGAUUACUGCAGCAAUAACACUGAUGGUUUGGAGAAGAGAGGGCAAGGCAGGCCCUAGAGGAUCCUCAGGGAAAGAAGGAAGGAGCCAUGAAACACUGGCAGACCAGACUGCACAGAGUUCUCUCCAACCAGCCUUUCCAUAAGUCCAGGACCAAGUCUGUGUCUUUCACAGCCUGCAGCCUGAAAAACAGCCUCUCUGUUAGAUCUAUCCCCUGACUGACAAAAAGCUGCAUCAGCCAGGCUAGGCAAACUACUGCACACAUCAUCCUGCCUGUAACAGUGAUUCUUACCCAAAUGUAUUAUUCCUAAUUCAAGGCAGCCUCCCAGAGCUUGUUUUAUUCUGUGCACACAGCUACAUUGCUAAAAACAAUCAUGUGCCCUGCACCUGCUCAGACCAGAAGUAAUUUCCUACACCAGCCAGCCAGGGCUCUGCUGAAUUGUAGCAGCUGUAGCACACUGUGGUCUUUGCCAGCUCAGUGGGUUUCAGGAGAAUGAGGAUGCUGAAAUGCUUGGUUGCUCUAGAGAGAGAGAAGGUUGCCUGUAAAACAAGGAGGUUUGAAUGAUAUUGCAGCCUGGAUUCCCUCACACACAAACAGGAGUGUUGCCAAAACAUUGGGAACUGAGCUCAAGCUGCAAAAUUCACAGCAGAAUUGCAAAAAUCACAAGCUUGAGAGUAAAAAGCAUUUCAGGCAAGGUGGCGGCAGCAGGAAGUUUUAACCAGUGGGAACAUGAAACUAUUUUGGUUUAGAAACAAGUGAAAAUUUCAAAAUGUAACCUACAAUGAAUGUAGAGGUAUCUGCAUGGGGAGUAUAGUUACCUGAAUCUUAAAGAAAAAAUAAAUUGGUUUGAGAAUUUCAAACAGCAAAGUGCCUCCCAUCCAGAAAUUACUGGCCACUUCCAGAAGCAAUACAACAGCUGCCUGCUCAAUGGCCAGAGGAUGCCAACCUCUGAAGAUGGCUAACCAUCUGCAAUUACUGGGAUAAAAUUCCCAAUGUAAUAUAGGUCUGAGGGUCAAUUAAAUUUGAACGAGAUCACCCAAGGGCCUGACAUAAACCUGACUGAAAUCAGCAGGUUUUUUUCCUCAAGUAGGCACAUAGGAUCAGGGCUGUGCCCUUUGAGCAUUUCGUGCUCCCAGCUUCUCAGUACUCCCAUCUUCUGGUUUUACAACCCAGAAGCAAAAGCACAGGAAAGCAGCAAGCGGAUCACCUCUGUGAGGCCAACUGAAUCAGUCUUACUGCAGGACUUGCAAAAGUUACUUUUUUCAUCAUACACCAGCAAAAAAUCCUCACGUCCCAGUGAAUUAAUAGCCAUUAAUCUUAAAGCAUCACCUCUGCAACAAAGUUUGCAUGAAUCUACACACCUCCAUCCAGUCAUGCUUACAGGUGUAAAUAUACGCCUGUGUGAGAUGGCACUCAGACUGCUGUGGGCACUCACAAAAUUAGAGCAAGGCAAGCCCAGGGAUGUGCACCAGCUAUGCUGUGAUGACUCUCGACGCGCGUGGUCUUACUGCCCGAUAAACUGGCAUCAGCCAAAGUGGAAAUGUAAUUAGUUGCCUUUCAUCUGCAGGGGAAAAGAGCCACCUCACAGGCAGUUAUGGAAGAUGAGCUGAAACCUUGUGAGUUUGUUACCAAGGUCAGUUACUCAUACAUCUGUAACCAAGGCCUCACGUCCCCCAAAACAGCCAACAGUAGCCCCAUGCAUCUGGGCAACACAGUGACAGAGUUGCACCUCUUACAAAGAAUAAUUAAAAGUAUUCCCCUCCCUCUCAUUUUGAAUUUAGCUGGGAGCAACAAGCACUGAUUACUUAAUGUAAACAGUGCUCUGGUUAUUUAAUGCACUAAAUAACAACAGACUUCCACAAGCUCACUUAUUUUACACAGUUCUAAAAUGCCCACAGCCUUCUCUAGUUUGUGAAUGCUGUGAGCUUUAUUGUGUCACUAAAGCCUUACCAAACUUUGGAGCAGUCUCAGGUCAGAGCAGAAUGGAUCAUUUUCAAGGCUAUAACCAGAGUAAAAGGAAACAAAAUCAUUUCACUAGAUUCCCACUUUGACAUACAAUCCACGUGUUUGUCCUUUCCAUUCAGAUGUUUCAUGGUGGUGAAAGAUGCCAGAUCUGGAGUUGUUGCUGUUCACAGCCCAUGGAGUGACCCUGGAAGCUGUGUCUGUCUUCAUCUCCAGUAACCACCUCUACAAGUUGAGCAAUACUUAAGGCCAUGUAUUUCAACCUGCCUUUGUAUGUAUUUAACGUAGGCAUCUACAGCUGCAGCUCACCCAAAUUUAUAUAUCUAAAGGUCACUUGUCAAAUUCUAAGCCACCUUAGUAAUCAUCAGAGAAAAAUAGGUACCUCCCAGGAAUUAUUCAUCCCAAUUGUAUUCUGCACCAAACUGCCUACACAGUUGUCUAGUAUGAUUUGAGAUGCUUGACUGGCCUUCAGUGUCUCAAUUUUAAUUUGACGCCCAUAUCUAAAGUUAGGAAAAAAGCACUCACCCCUCUUUUGCAUGUAUUGGGUAGCCAGCUGUCAAAUCAGUCAUCUUUCCCCGACUUUAUUAAUUAGAGGAAGUAAGUUAGGCUGCCCAGGCUGAAUACAAGAUGUGGUCCUUGAAACACUGGUUUCUUCACUCAUCUUACCGCAAAAGGCAGAAGGAACCUAAGGGAUUUUUGAGGUUCUCCUACCAUCCACAGUCAGUAUGAGACGUCAACCACCAAAUAUCUCAGCGCUGCAGUUAAUUGUGCUUAUGGUCUACAGCUUAUUGCAUCUGUUGUCUUUGCAACUUCUGUUCUGAAUUUGCAAAAAGGAUGAAGUAGUUCAGGGUGUUCAAUUCUGGGGACUUUUUUUUAAAGCUGAAUCCCAAAACAAUAUUGUCCAACUUUUCCUAAAAGUAAAAAGCCACUUUUUAGGCAUUUUAGGGCCCUCAGUUGCUACCUCCUGAAAAUUUAGGCCUUAAUUUCUAAGCUCUAAGGGGGAACACAGCAUUUUUUAAACAGCAAACUCUGCAAGGCUGUGAAUGAAGCCUAGCAAAAAGCUGUUCUCUAAACAGCAAGGCAGCUAGUCUUACAACUAUCACCAUUUAUGACUCGUGAUACUGCAGAGAGCUCUCAUCAUUACAGCACAUCUUGUAUCAGAAGCAUCUUUCAGAGCUUUGGGGAAUUGUUUGUUUUCUUGUUUAAAGACUGCAGUAUCAGUGGAAAAACAAACCUUGAGAAAACAUAAAAGAGAAAGUAGAGAGAGGCUGAGUACCCAGGCAGAAUGGAGCAAGUACAGCCACCACAGUCAACAAGCUGUCCUGAUGGAAAGCAUAGCCUUGUGCUAAAGGACAGCCCCUGGAUUAGAAAUCACCCCUGAAAAUGUUUAACUAAGGCAUUUGCCUGACAGUCAAAGUAAAUAAGCAGCAGCAUACAGGGGUGUGUUGAGGCUUUGAAACACUGUUUGCAAGGAUGAAGAUCAGGGGCUCAAAAAGUCAAAGUUGUGGGAUGCCCAUUAUAUUUUUCAAAGUAACAGAUCUAUGAAGGGGAAUCACUCAUGACCCCACACAACAGGCAAUUGAUGAUUUACAGGGAGAGCUCCACAUCAGGAGACUUGUCUUGGACUGCCCUUCUCAGCUACCCAAACAGCAGUGCUCCUCUCCCAUCACUUAACCUGCAGCCUGUCUCAGUCUCCCCUUCUGGAAAGCCAAGAUUUGCUAUUCUUCUGCAGAGCAGCAGCAGAUGUCACUGGCUUCCCACCAGCACUCCAUCCCCACCAGCAAGCGGUCACUGGCCCUGAGCUCACAAGCACCAGCAGCUAUGAUGGCAUCACCCCUCUACUUCAUAUAGACAUCGGGAAAGCGGACCAGCAACCCUGUUCCUUGCCCUGGGCUUGAUUUGAACGCGUCACGUUACACUACAAACUACAUCCCAGGAGGCAUUUGAAACACUGCCAGUAUGUUUCUAAGCACACUGUUUCUGAACAUGUGUAAAAUCAUCCCAUUAACUCUCCAGAACACUGUUGCCUUUGGCAUCUGCCUCCACACUUCUUCCACGCUUUUCUCUGGGCUUGUGGUGGUGGUGGUAUUUGCUGCUGUUACCAGGGUGCAAGAGAUUAUGCAACUGUCUAGCAUUUUGAUUUAACCAGCUAGGGGAAAAAAAACACCUGUUCCAAAUUCUAUUAAUAACUGGCAGCCAUCUCCCUCCUCCCUUCCCUCCCCAAAUUCCCACAGAAGGAAGAUCACAGACAGAUCCCCGCAAGCACAAACUAGCAGCCUGACUGGAUCAAUAACAUCCAUGGAGCCAGAAAUUUGCAAUGAAUUCUGGGUAAUUAAUCUGCCACGGAAAGACAAUCUUAAUUAAGAAAAGUCAAGCCGUUCUUUUCCCAAACCUUUUGACUAAUAAAGCCACAGUAUUGGUUUGGCUGAGGAUUUUGGUCUAAAUUUUAAUGGGGUUUGUGUUCCUAUCAAAUACUUUGAAAGCAACCACGCAGGCAGCAGUGGAGUCUUCAAGCAGCAGUUAUAGAUGCAAACUCUUUCCUUUGUCUUUUUGACACGGCAUUAAAGGUGAGUGGUUUCCUCAGAAGGCUAAAGCUCCUGCUUUCCCACCCCUUUCAGGCAAUCCUGGAAAUACCAUUUGGACGCAAAGGCAGCUUGGCAGCACCCAUGUUAGGUUGCAAGCAGCCAUUUGGAUAGUUGUACGUUCCUGAAACAGCUGUUGUCAUGAGGCAGUCAUGAGCCCUCCUAAGCACCACAUCAAGAUUUAGGAGCACUGAGUAUAUUUCAGAGACACGGGAUUUUAAGUUCAUUGUUCUUUUGCUCCUGGUUCUACUGCAAACUCCUCAUUUCACACACAAUAAGUCCCUAGAGCAACACGCACCCUAGUAUGCUCAGGACCUUGUUCUGGUGCUAAUGCCAAUUGGUACAGACUCAGCAAAGCCGAAACUCUUGUUUUUCAGGGCAAAAAAGGCCAAAGGGUGGCCAUAUCCAAACUGCCUAUUGCUCCUAACCUGUGUUAACUACUGAACCAUGCUGGGUACUCUCGUGGAAACAGCCUGGGCCAAAAGCAUGUCUAGAGCUGCACUAACAACUUAGCAAGACAAAUCCAGUGCCUGGGAGUGUUUCCUGGGCAUCCAUUCAUGAUGGAGGACAUGUCUCAAACCACUUUGGUAUAGCAUAUUUAGAAAGACCCAAGAAACUCCCACACACAGUGGCACUAGUCCCCAGCAAGGACCUGGUCAGCUGCAAGCAAAACCCUCCUGCAGCAGUUUGCACAUCCCGUUUUGAGGGCCUAAGAAGGUGUGUUCUUUUUAUUUCCCCAAGGUAAGAAGGCUGUUUUGAUCUGUGAAACAUGUGACAGUUGAUCACAUUUCUGUCCUGACACAGCGCAGACAGCCAGGAGACCAGACAGUUCAGGACACGAUGUUUCUGGAAGCACUGGGUAAGCUGCAAAGAAAUCCCAGAGACUUUCAAGGGGAACUUAAUCUCACCAGCCCUGCUCAUCUUUGCAGGUCAAAGUCUACUCACCAGUCUGAAGCCAAGGAGGGCCUACAUACUUAUUGGCAAAAAUCAGCAUUUUCCCCAAUAGUACCCUGGAUACAGGGUAAUUAUGGUAAAGACUGAUAAAAAUCAUUUAACUCCUGCUAUGGUGAUGGCCUGAUGGCAGCCAGAUUAAAGAUGUCCUUUAUAAACCAUCACAGAGCAAGAGAACUUGAUAAUUAAUGAGUUAAUUACACCAGCAUUUGAGGCCAAUACUACCCAUCUGCCGCUUUGAUUAAUUAAAACUCUGACAGACAACAAUGAGACCCUUCUCAGGUCUGAAAGCAAUUAAUUGCCAAAGUUCCCAAUAAAUCUAACAGCAUCGCUGACUGAACUGGCAGAAGAGACCACUUCAAACAGCCCCAAAACAGAGGCAGCAAAGCAGAUUACGGAGUUUGAAGCAUCCCCAACAUGAUGCCUUUAAUCUUUUGAUGUAACACUGUGAGCUGGAGCCUUUUAAUCUCCUCUCUCCCAUUUCUUACUUUCCACUCAAGAUAAGAGGAAGGGGCAGUCUCAGUAAAGGACAUGAAUUGCUGAGGCAAGCGUUAUGGAGACAUUGGCCCCUUUUGUUCUUUGUCCAGACUCUCUGAGCUGUAAUGCAUGGGUUAAAUCUUUGCUCUGGAAUAUCUGCUCUCCUCAGGCUGCUUGUAACCAGUCCUGACAAAGUGUGAUUUUGAAAAUGCAAUGGGAAGUUGAAAUCUUCCGAUGCUUUCCCUGAUCAUCAUUUGAAGAAUGACAAAAAGCAACAGCAGUUGCCCAGAAGGUGGUGGCAAAUCAAACCCCACGGUGGGCAGGUCAAGGAGAGAUUAUGAGAAACCAGACACAGACCGUAGGGGUCAGGGGCAAAGGCAGAGCAUGACAAAACAGAAGAUGAAGCUGAUGAAAGGACUUUCUACUGUAAGAAAUCCUGGACUCCAGAACCGCUUUCCAAGACAGGCAAAAGGGGAAAGCCCUAGUGCACAACCACGUAAGAGGAAAAAAUGUUGUCAGUGUACUGCAGGGAAAAACAGCCACAGUCAGCAGGUGGGGGAGGAAUCGGUGCUUUUCACUUUUUGCCCUCUGUCUACACUGAACAUCAGUCUUGCAAACUACACCCAGCUGAGACACGAUGGGAUUUUGAGGGAACACCAUGAAAGAUCACUUUCUUUUGCAGCAAACAGGGCUAGAGGACACCUGACCAUCUUCAAAGCCAGUGCAGCUCAAAUGUAGUUUGGAGACCUUGCACAACAAGCUACUGCUUUUUCAGCGAGAUGAGGGGAAAAAGCCUUUCCUUCCAUUUUUAUCCUACUUAUGCAUUGCUAAGCAGCUCUUGCAUUUCACCUCGAACAGUUACAAUUGAGGAACUACAGCUUCUUCAUACUACAGAUCCAAGACAAUGAUUAAUAACAAUUAUCAGCAACGAUUAGUUAAUACGACCAUAAUACAACAAUCCCACUGCCUGCCAGUCAGUUGCAGGCAUCAGCAUGUUGAAGCAUGACAGCUGUUCUCAUUAAACACUGCCGCGCUCCUGAGGACAAGAGAAUCCUCCCUGCAGCAGCAGGCUCGGCUGAGUAAUGCAGGCUGCAGCUUCCCAUGCGGGCACGGGGCAGAAAACUGAGUUUAGACAUGCUGAAGUCAAUACAGGGAUAGUUACUCUGUAAUCAUGUGAGAGAAAGGGUAAUUAUAUCCUGGGUGCGUGGCUCUUGCUUAUUGCUGGGUCUUUAGCUCAGUAAUUUAAAAGGAACCAUGUACAAAAAGGAACCAUGUACGAAAGGGUGAAAGAGGGGUAAGCAAGCAAAGGACGACAAAAAGGGCUUACGCACAGGGCUCCCAUUUCAACUUACAGAAGAACCAGCUUCAAGUGCUGCAAAAGCACUUUGGAAAGGAACUUUUAAUAUGCAAGGAAAAUAAACAACAGACCCCUUUUCCAGUUACAGAAGAAGAGGAAACCAGUCAAAGAAAGGAAUGGAGCUGAAAGGGGGAUGGUAGGAAGGCACUUUCUAACAGAUGAAGUGGCCAUUUGCAAACACUAAUAACUCUUUGUUUCCAUCUAAACAAAGGAGGGUGAGAGACAGAUGCCACAUACAUACCUAGAUUUCCCAGGAGAAGAACAGAAGAGAAACUAGGACAGACCAGAUGUUCAAGAAUUAAAAUUUUUGAAGAUUAACUGAAUCAUAUGAGGAGCUGUUAUUGCUCAGGUGAGCUCCAGCUGCCUCAAAGCAUGUCUAGAUCAUGCAGUACGGAAGCAUGCAGAUGCGCCCUAGGCAUCUCAAAAAAGCCAGCUAGGUCAGACUCAUGCCAGUAUCUCUUCAGAGCACCGCACUCCCCUGGGCCCAAAGGAUGAGAGGAGGCUAAUGUUUUCCCAGUGCAUUUUAAGCCAUCUUCAGGAAGCAGAUAAUGUGGCACGUCUCUGCAGAUCUGUUGACGUGACA
Messenger RNA from Falco peregrinus (peregrine falcon), 18689 nucleotides. It is a transcript of the gene MARCHF4, whose product is annotated as membrane associated ring-CH-type finger 4. Gene Ontology annotation, molecular function: zinc ion binding; ubiquitin-protein transferase activity. Lineage: Eukaryota; Metazoa; Chordata; Aves; Falconiformes; Falconidae. The record is from RefSeq and is a predicted model, not a curated record. Gene Ontology annotation, biological process: protein ubiquitination. The transcript has 4 exons. The coding region runs from base 170 to 1363 and encodes 397 amino acids.